CUUGUCACUUCACAUAGCGUCCAUUGAACAAUUUGAUUUGGCGAUUACUCAUCCGUGAUACCUGUAGUCACGGUCAACACAUCUACAGCCUCUCAAAAACCUGUUUAAUCAAUUAAAAUACAGUCCAAAUUCGAGGCUCAAGGCUUAAGAUCAUAGAGGUUUACUGAACUUGAUAAUAUCGUUUGAUAUUUUAUUACUUAGACGAUUGGCUACUUGCAUAAAUUCGGUGCCUUACAUGAUGCAAGUUAUAGUAGUCUAGAAAGACAGCAUGUUAACAGGACGUAAUGAUUAUCCCUUUCUGUUCAUGGCUAUGCGCUAACAUUAGUCCGACUUUUACGCGCACUUCUCAAAACCUUCGCUUGUAGUAGGUAGCUUAUCAAAAUUCUAACUAACGUGGUAUGAAACAGUCAGAAAGCGAGGAGCACAAUAUUUACCUAGUUGAGAGCAUUAUAGACAGACGAGUUCGCCGUGGUCGCGUGGAGUACCGUGUUAGAUGGAAAGGGUUUCCUCCGGAGCAAGAUUCUUGGGAACCCUUCACCAGUCUUCGCGAACCAUGCCUUUCAUUAAUUCAAGACUUUCACAUCCGUUACCGCAAACUUCAUCAUGGAAAAAGGCGUUACUCUCUACCCUUGAUUUCUCGUAGUAAGCUUUUGAAGUGUGAAACAGAUGAAUUUCAUGACAUGUCUGUAAAAUUAGAAAAAGAUAGCGAUGACGACUUAGCUGCAGACAAGAGCAGUAUUUCGUCUACCAAAAGCCAACCACCUCCACUUCCUUUUAAGUUAGGUAAGAGAAAUACUGUACGGCCAACGUCGCGUCGUUCUGCUCCAAGUUCAGUAGCCUUAAGUUCGACUAGUUUCUUUUCGUUACAACCGGGAACUUAUUCUGGCCACUCGUCAUCCCUUCCGAGUUCUGAGUCCAGUGUUUCUCAAACACCAUUAGUCUGCGAUCCAGGUGCGUUGUUGAACAUCCAAACACUUGACCGUUCAGAUCAUACGGUACACCCAGAUAAUGGUUGGGUUCCCUGUGAAGUUUCUGGUGCUUCAACUGGUUCAGUAUCUAGUCCUAAUACAAUUCAGGCUGAAGAUGACUGUAAAGUUCCCAUGGAUAAAGUUCCUGUUACCGGACUUUCUAAAAAUAACUGCGGAGAUACUUCACAACGAUUACAAAAAACAUCAAGAUCACUUUCUGACCAAUCAAACCGUAAUACUCCCAAGUCUAGCAAACGCAAAUUGCAGCCCAAUGAUGGUGCUGGUAAACAAAAUGAUUCAGCAUCUGCAAAUCAGCAAGUCUCUCAAAACUUCCUGAAGGGAGAUAAGAAUGUAGGUAACUUCACUACCUCUGAUACCCAAGAAAAUUCUAUCCUCGGGCAAACACGUAAAUCUGUUACGAUUAUGCUAAAGGCUUCUCCCACACAUGAGUUUCAGAGCACUAGAUCUCUCCACCGCAGUAAUUCACCAAACUCUAAAUCUCUUCCUACUACUGCCUCUAAACCGGUUUCCAAAAAGCGCAUUCAGCCUACUAGUGCAACUUCAAAGCCGGAACUAGAUGUUGAUACUUCCGAAUCCCUACCAUCACGUGAAGAUCAAUCUCUCAUAUCUGAUUCUAUCAUAUCAAAAGUCAUGAAUAUCGUUGUUCAUCUGAAAAACUUAAGAAGACGCCCUGUACAAGAGAUUGUCCUGGCACUUUGCCAAAAGCACCAUAGUAUUCCUGAAAGCCUCGUUUUAUCUUCUCUAGAUAUCUUAGUUACACGAGGUCACUUACACCGUGUUGAGUCAGCCAAGGGUAUAUCUUAUCGUUCCAACCCUUUUGUUGUGGCUCGGGGGGACCUAAAGAAGCCUGCAUCUCUAUCAGCCAAAAUUAAAGCCAAAUAUAAUGGUGGAGUGAAUGGAAAACGACCCAAGUGCACGACGUCUGCUGUACCUGAGCCUAAACGACCGGAUUCAGUGGAGUCACCAAGCCAUUCUUUAUCUAAAAUUGCACGAACUGAUCCAUCAACCAAUGUUCACCAGCGCUCUAGUCGGAGAUCUGUAACAUAUGGAUCAGUGGCUUCUGAAAAAUCCAAUACGCACUGUUCUUGUUAUUCAGAUAUCAAUGGAAAAAUCUAUUUCAAUCAGUCUUCUGUUAUUGUGGAUGAUGUACAAGUAAAUCAGGAUCAUACCAUACAUCUUAACGGAGGAGAUUAUUCAAUGAGUGUUAAAUCACCACCAAAUAUUCUUCAACAAGGCACCAAGAUAUUUAUUGUACCUCCGGCUAGUCCAUUAAAUGAAACAACUUUUGAAAGUCAAAUGAAUAACUUACCAUUUCAUCGAUCUGAGCAACCUAAUCAAAGUUCAUGUAAUAAUUUGAGUUCUACAUCAGGGUCCAAUCUCGAUAGUUCAAGCAUUCCACAAACAAAUUCAAGACGUAGUAAUCGACAAGUCGAUGGUUAUAAAUUCAAAUCGAUUUGGGUAAAGAAAAAUGUACAAGGUGGAUUUACAGAAGUUUGGUUACAAUCACCUGGUUCUUUUCUAAAAAAUGGAUUCACAAUUCAGGUCCUUGAAGAAUUAACCAUUGUUUUGAACCGAGCAACACAUGAUACAAGUCGUUUAAUCAUGAUUUCUGGGACAGGAACUGUGUUUAGCUCCGGAAUAGACUUGACAACAAUUACGGGCGAUCUUUUAAGAAGUGCAUUUAUUGGUCCAUCUUCAUGUGAUUCAUCUCGCAGUUCAUCCUCAAGUUCAGCCAAUGUAUUCGCUUCACGUAAUUCAAAUCAUCAUAAAAUUGGAGCUGAUAAUUCAAAAUCACAUCAUUCUGAUAAUACAAAUUGUUCAUUUUCUCAAACUAACUAUGACUCAAAUUUAAAUUCAUCAUCUCACAGAAAUGCAAAUAGAGUUCAUUCAUUUUUCUGCUCACCAAAUGCUUCAAAUGUCGGACGUCUAGCGGCAGCUUUAAGGUCAUUUUUAUUGGCAUUAGUUUCAUUUCCUAAACCUGUUGUAGUUGGUGUAAAUGGUCCAGCAUUAGGACUUGCUGUUGCUAUAUUACCUUUGUGUGACAUUGUUUACAUAAGUGACUCAGCUACAUUUUAUAUGCCAUAUACUCGACUUGGUCAAAUCCCUGAAGGAGCAUCAACUUACACCUUAAACAGUCUUGUUGGUAUGCCUUUGGCAAACGAACUAUUAUUAGCAGGUCGUAAAUUGUCCGCACGUGAAGCUUUACAACGAGGUUUAGCUUCUGAUCUUUUGUUCCCCAAAAGUUUUAAACAAGAACUACUUCUCCGUUGUCGAAAAUUAGCCGAAAAUUCGUGUAUGUCAUUGGAAAUCACUAAAUGUAUGAUGAAAAUGCAACAUCGUGAACGUAUUGAAUAUGUGAUUAAUGCCGAAUGUAAAAAACUAUUAGAAUGUUGGCAAACUGCAGAAUUUCGUUGUACAGCUAUGGAGUUCAUUUUAAAUGAAAUGGAUGAUUUUGUGUAAAUAUACUGUCUUGUUCUACUUUUCCGUAUUCAAUUAUCUCAUAUAUAACACGAUAAAUUAUUACUGUUACUAAAACAAUUAUUGUCAUCGUCAUACAUUAUUAUUCUAUGUUAAUAUAACGUUCUAUACAAUAAAGUUUAUGCAAUCAUACACACUAGUGUUAUUCCCGUGUGUGACAUUCCAUAUUCUUUCGUUUUUAUAUAAUCAUACAUAACAUGUAUCAGUUUUAUAUAAUCAUUAUUAUAAUAGAACCAUAUCUGUAUAUUUUUGUUUGGUCUUUCACAUUUCCUGCUUUUACGUUCUACUUCGUUUUCGAAACAGUAGUUCGCUUUUAAAACUAUCAUCCUGUUCACCCAUACUUCCUGUUUAUCUUGCCAUUCUAUCCCUUUUAAAUCAUUGAUGAUUUUAAUGAUUGUAAAAUUUACAUUUCUCUUCCUGUAUGUGUCUGGACGUGUACAUAUUUGUGUACUUUAUCUUCCACUAAUGUCGUUGAAAUGCAAG
Schistosoma intercalatum is the source of this 3950-nucleotide messenger RNA. The record is from the annotation of a GenBank genome assembly. Lineage: Eukaryota; Metazoa; Platyhelminthes; Trematoda; Strigeidida; Schistosomatidae.